GCUUCCAGCAUGGCAUCUGCAGGAACCUCUGGACAGACAGCCUUCGGCUUGGGCCGCAAGAAGAAAAACCCAGGCGUCUUGGAUCAGAUUGGGAAGUUCUUUGGAGGGGACAAGAAGAGGAAGGGCAAGGGCUCUUUCCGUGGUGCCUUGUCCACUUCCCCCCAGAGGCCUGCCCAUGCAUCCGCUCGUCGCCGUGGCGAUGAGAACGCUGUGGUGCACUUCUUCAGAUCGAUUGUGUCUCCAGCUCCCCCCAAGUCAAGGGGGGAUCAGAAGUCACAGGGGUCGGCCAAGGGCCAGAAAGCUCGCGCAGGAGAUGGCCAGGGGACCCUGACUAAGAUCUUUAAAAUGGGAGGAAGCCGAACUGCUUCACCAUCCAAACGCUGA
This is a messenger RNA of Chanos chanos (milkfish), 384 nucleotides long. RefSeq names its product myelin basic protein b (gene mbpb). Gene Ontology annotation, molecular function: structural constituent of myelin sheath. Lineage: Eukaryota; Metazoa; Chordata; Actinopteri; Gonorynchiformes; Chanidae. The transcript is spliced from 5 exons. The coding region runs from base 10 to 384 and encodes 124 amino acids. The record is from RefSeq and is a predicted model, not a curated record.